GUUGCGGAAUUUAUAAGUUGUUUUAAUGUGAAUGUACAAUAAGUUUGUGACGGCAUCGUACGGAUUACAUUUAUGUUUUGACGAAGCAUGUGGCGGAUUGCAUUUGUAUGUAUGCAUGUUAGUAUAGUAUUGGUUUAGUAUUUAAUUGGAAUUUAUCAAUAAACCUCUUAUUUACCAUACAAAUAAAAUAAAAAUAAUGAAAGUGGAAUUUUUAAAAAACGCUCGUCAAAUUAAUAAUUUAAGUAAACCUCUUUCCAUCAACUGAAGUUCUGACGACAAUGUCAAACAUUCCCUUCUGUCAGCUGCUAAAGACCAAAUUCGAAAACUAUCUUAAUAUUUUAUUUACUUGUUAUUUAUUUUUGUAUGAUUAGUAAAGAAUUGUUAGAAAUUGUAGUCAAAUGAACCUCAUUUUCCGAAAAUUUAGAAUGGUUGGGGCAAAGAAAAUGCUAAAACACGUGCUAGAAAUACGAUUUGAGGCUGUUACAAGUGUGUUAAGUCCACAGUGUAGGCAUAAGUCUCUGACACUAGAAACUAUGAGGCAAAAUAUCGUGAAGUUGGAAUAUGCUGUGCGUGGCCCGCUGGUCAUGCGAGCUGCUGCAAUCGAAAAUGAACUUAAGAAGGGCUCAAAUAAGCCGUUCAAGAAGGUAAUCAGAGCCAACCUUGGCGACGCGCAUGCAAUGGGGCAACAGCCCAUUACUUUUAUUCGACAGGUAUUGGCUUGUGUAACGUUACCAGAGCUGAUUGAUAAGUAUGACUUCCCCAGUGAUGUGAAGCAGCGAGCUAACGAACUGUUGGACGCAUGUGGAGGAAGGUCAGUCGGAGCCUACAGCGCCUCAUACGGACUAGAAAUAAUUCGCAAAGAUGUUGCCAAAUACAUCGAAGAACGCGACGGGCACCCCAGCAAAUGGGAGGAUAUUCUUAUAACGGCUGGAGCUUCCAUGGGCAUUAAAAGUAUUCUUGGCUUGUAUUCUCCAGCAGGAGACAAACCUGAUGGCGUAAUGAUCCCAAUACCUCAAUACCCCCUCUACUCGGCCUCUCUCGUCGAAUUCGGGCUAGAAGCCGUGGGCUAUUUUUUGGAUGAGGACAACGCCUGGGGGCUAGACAUGAACGAGCUGAACAGUGCUCUGGAGAAGUCGAAGAAAACGUGCCGUGUGAAGUGCAUUGUUAUUAUAAAUCCUGGAAACCCUACGGGUCAGGUGCUGUCGCGGGAAAAUAUAGAGUCGGUGAUCAAGUUUGCACACGAGAACAAUUUGUUGAUAAUCGCGGAUGAAGUGUACCAGCACAACGUUUACGCUGAGGGCAGCAAGUUCCACUCUUUUAAGAAGGUACUAAGAGAAAUGGGCGCACCAUACACGGAUGAAGUCGAAGUGACUUCGUUUAUGACAAUCAGCAAAGGCUACAUGGGCGAAUGCGGACUGCGCGGUGGGUGGCUGGAGAUUGUCAACAUGGAGCCGGCGGUACAGGCGCACCUGUACAAAGCAUUAUCUGCGAUGCUGUGUCCGACUGUACUUGGCCAGAUUGGCACAGAUGCAGUUGCCAAACCACCAAAACAAGGAGAUCCUUCAUAUGACCUCUUCAACAAAGAGAAGACCGCUGUAUUGGACUCCUUGAAGACGCGCGCUAAAAUGGUCGUCGAUACUUUCAACUCCAUGGAGGGUUUCAAAUGCAAUGCUGUUCAGGGGGCCAUGUAUUGCUUUCCACGAAUUCAGCUGCCACCAAAAGCAAUAGAGGCGGCCAAAGCGGACGGGAAGGCGGCUGAUGUCUUCUACGCCUUCGCUUUACUAGAAGAAACAGGUAUCUGCGUGGUGGCUGGCAGCGGUUUCAAGCAGAGACCCGGAACCUACCACUUCAGGACAACCAUACUACCACAGACGGAUGUACUCAAAGAAAUGCUCAAUAUAUUCCAAGACUUCCACCAGAAAUUCACCAAGAAAUAUGCCUAGAUUGAUAUCUAUCGUAGAGUGGAUCCUAUGUCAGUGUAGUAAGAUUUAGA
Molecule: messenger RNA, 1993 nt
Organism: Cydia pomonella (codling moth)
Lineage: Eukaryota; Metazoa; Arthropoda; Insecta; Lepidoptera; Tortricidae
Product: alanine aminotransferase 1-like
Exons: 11
Coding region: 399-1943 (514 amino acids)
Biological process (GO): biosynthetic process
Molecular function (GO): L-alanine:2-oxoglutarate transaminase activity; pyridoxal phosphate binding
Source: RefSeq, a predicted model, not a curated record